AUGACACUCUCAGGAGCUAACAGUGGCAACGACAUGUCUGGUCAGACUGUCCUUGCAAGUGAUGACACUGACAUCGAUGUGGUUGGAGAGGGCGAUGAGGAAUUGGAAAGGGACAGCGACUGUGGCAGCCAGGUAACCUGCGACCGUGCCGAGGAGAUGGAGGCAAUCAGGGCUGAAGAAUUUACAGAUGUCCAGCGCUGCUGCGAUCCCAAAGGAGAGGAGCAAGAAAAGGCAUCUAAAAUAAGUCUGGUGAAGCCACCCUACUCGUACAUAGCUCUUAUCACCAUGUCUAUUCUUCAGAGUCCGCAAAAGAAAUUAACCCUUAGCGGUAUCUGCGAGUUCAUUAGCAACCGUUUUCCAUAUUACCGAGAGAAGUUUCCCGCAUGGCAAAACUCCAUUCGACACAAUCUAUCACUGAACGACUGCUUCGUCAAAAUCCCAAGGGAACCGGGGAAUCCGGGAAAGGGUAACUACUGGACAUUGGAUCCGCAGUCUGAGGACAUGUUUGACAACGGCAGCUUUCUCAGGAGACGGAAAAGAUUCAAGAGACAGCAGCCAGACAUUCUCAGGGACCAGACCGCCCUCAUGAUUCAAAGUUUUGGAGCGUAUGGCAUUGGGAACCAGUACAGUCGUCACUAUGGAAUUCAUCCGUCAUCUUAUUCCCAUCUGACUGCCCUGCAGUACCCUUACAUCCCACCCGUGGGUCCACUGCUGGCCCCGGCGGUACCACUUCUGCCUUCGGCUGAACUGAACAGGACAGUUUUUAAUUCUCAGUUUAGCCAGAGCCUUCAGAUGCAUCUGAACAAUCUGAGCACCGCGUCCACAGUAAAGUCCCAACAGACCGAAACUCCCAACAAACCGUCGUUUAGUAUUGAAAAUAUAAUUGGGGCUAGCGGUACUUCAUCCAACGCAAAAACUUCUCAGCGACCUCCUAUAACUGUCCAGUCUGCCCUACUGACCACACAGCCGCCGGCUGUCACUGCCGUUUCGCCCAUCUUCAGCGUGUCCACAAAUGUAAUUUCCGGGCAGUUCCUGCGCUCAACGCCUCAGACAACUGUAGCGAAAUGGACUUCUUAGUAAAACUGCUUUCUCCAAACUCCCAAAAGGUGAAACAUAUGUAGCACAUUUUCGAACACUGUUCUUCAGUUCUGCAGCCACCCACUGCGUCAAAUGAAAGGAAAAAGCAUUUUUAAUGUUGUGUAAAGGUAAAAUUUGUAGCCCCUAUAUAUUUAUAUGGAGACACUGAUUCACUUGUUUUCCAUUUGAUCAGGAUUGUGAAAUGCUUUUUGUUGUUUCUAAACACUACCAGACGUAGCCCGCAAUUAGGCC
Molecule: messenger RNA, 1329 nt
Organism: Megalops cyprinoides (Indo-Pacific tarpon)
Lineage: Eukaryota; Metazoa; Chordata; Actinopteri; Elopiformes; Megalopidae
Product: forkhead box protein D3-like
Exons: 1
Coding region: 1-1077 (358 amino acids)
Biological process (GO): regulation of transcription by RNA polymerase II; anatomical structure morphogenesis; cell differentiation
Molecular function (GO): DNA-binding transcription factor activity, RNA polymerase II-specific; RNA polymerase II cis-regulatory region sequence-specific DNA binding
Source: RefSeq, a predicted model, not a curated record